GCAUUCUUCCAGUGAGAGGGUAAUAUUUGUGUUGCCAUCAGCAAGUGCUUCCCAAGCGGCAUCAGGCUGGUCUAACUCCGCUUUGCGCUCUUUUAAUCUCUUGGGAUCUCCUUGAAGUUUUUUCCCGUCAUGGCUUCCAAAGUCACGUCUUGGUUUAAGAAGAAGGGGAAGGCUGUGAGCCAAGUGAAAACUGAUUAUGCUUACCACCACUCUUCAUGUGUGUGUGCCAAGCAGCAGACAGCAGUGAGGCAAUCCAGCUGUAUCUCGGAGAGCCAGGCCACCGCGGCUAUGGCAGAACAAGGCUAUACCAUACCUGCGUUUAGGCAGAGGAGUGCAGAAGAUGGAACGGAGGAGUACCAGAGAGUGAGCACGAAUGUUGAGAAAGGACUGACGGUGAUCCAGGAGGAGCUCCACAGGAUGAGGAUGGCCACCAAGGCCCAGGUGGAGAGUCUGAACCUGCAGAGAGAGGUUAAGGAAAUGAUGUACAAGAAGGUGAUUCCAUCAGAAAACCCGAAGAUGCCGGACUUCCUGGUGGCUCUUCGACCGCACACCGUGUGGGAGAAGACCCCCGUCAAACUGUUCUGUACCGUGGAGGGAACCCCCAGGCCCGUCGUCAAAUGGUAUAAAGGAGGAGCGCCCGUCGACCCACUGAGCGCCCCAGGAAAGUACAAGAUUGAAAACAAGUAUGGAGUCCACAGUUUGAUCAUUAGCAGGUGUGCAGUGAGCGAUACGGCUGAGUACAGCGCUAUGGCUUCAAACCCUCACGGCACCGCCACCAGCAAGGCCACCGUCACCGUGAAGAGAGCAGCAGGGACCGGGGAGUCCUGCCAGCUCAAUUUAGUGCCCCACCUGACUGAGAUCCAUGCCAGCAAGCUGGAGGUCAGUCUUUUGGACCGUUUCUCCGUCAGCUUUGGGACGGAGGGCAGCUGCAUCAGCCUGGUCUGCUCCAUGGUGGUGGUCCCAGACCUGCCCAACGUGCCCCCCUUCGCCCAGUGGUACCGAGACGGUAAGACAGCCCUUAAUUAA
Molecule: messenger RNA, 1026 nt
Organism: Notothenia coriiceps (black rockcod)
Lineage: Eukaryota; Metazoa; Chordata; Actinopteri; Perciformes; Nototheniidae
Product: M-protein, striated muscle-like
Exons: 9
Coding region: 130-1026 (298 amino acids)
Biological process (GO): sarcomere organization
Cellular component (GO): M band
Source: RefSeq, a predicted model, not a curated record